AUGGCGGUGGAGCUGUUGUGGUUUCCGAAGAUGGAUAAACAGAUGAUUUCUGAGCCACUACAGGCAUCAAUAACAGGAGCUCCUUUGGAGGAUGCUCACUAUUUGACUCAUCGUUAUGACAGACUCCGCCAAGAAGUGGAAACACAAGCAGUUGAAGUGAUAAAGUGUCAAUCAAAGUGUAAAGAUCCUUCGACUUCGGCAGAGAUUUCAAUAAAGCUUCAAAAUGUAGAAAGAAAAUUGAAUGAACUUAGGUCUGCAUUGAUGGCCCUUGGAAGGGAAGCAAUCACUGCUAUGUUGUCAGUGGAGGAUCAGCAGCAAAGGAUCACUUUCCAAAAGCUUCUUACCAUGGUAUUUAGUGAAGCCAAAGAAAAUUUCAAAUUUCUCUGGAGUGCUUCAGAGAGUCCAGCAGAAGGGGGUUGA
Messenger RNA from Camellia sinensis, 420 nucleotides. The record is from RefSeq and is a predicted model, not a curated record. NCBI's taxonomy places the organism in Eukaryota, Viridiplantae, Streptophyta, Magnoliopsida, Ericales, Theaceae.